This is a messenger RNA of Polistes dominula (European paper wasp), 2082 nucleotides long. RefSeq names its product RAS oncogene family member Rab9 (gene Rab9). Gene Ontology annotation, biological process: retrograde transport, endosome to Golgi. Gene Ontology annotation, cellular component: lysosome; phagocytic vesicle; late endosome. The record is from RefSeq and is a predicted model, not a curated record. NCBI's taxonomy places the organism in Eukaryota, Metazoa, Arthropoda, Insecta, Hymenoptera, Vespidae. Gene Ontology annotation, molecular function: GTPase activity; GTP binding.
UGGAUUUAGUCAUAGAGAAUCCAACAUGGGCGUUCCUUUUUGUCGUCUGCAAAGUGUCAAAUGCUUUGCGUUAUUUAAAGAUGGACGGGACUAGUGAAUAGUAUGUAAAAAUAAUUUAUUAUCGGUACAAAAGUUUUGAAACAAAGAUCUGAAUUAACGUACGUUGUUUAAUGAGUUUUUGUGAUUUAGUUAUUUCUAUCUACGAGAAACGACAAAUAUACAUUUCUUAUGUAUAAUAAUUAAUAUUCGCAAUACAAUAUACACAUACACAAAAAGGAUUCAAGCUGGUUUAUAUAUAUCAAAAAAUUCUGUGAUUGAACUAUGAAUUAUUAUUAAAUAAAUCAUCAUAUUAUUGAAACUUCAUAAAUCUAUACGCAUUGAAGAAAGAUAUAUCAAAUAAUUACUAUAUAUCGAUUAUUGAAAGCAUCGAAAAGAAGGUUAUGCUUGUCGUCAAGUGAAAAAUUUUAUGUGUAUGCGUAUGUGUAUAUGCGUGCGUGUUACUAUGCUAUUUAUUCGCUUUUAAAUGAAUAACGAAAGAACAACAUGCCGAAUUAUUAAUAAUAUUAUCUGUUAGAAAUAAGAUAAUUACUAUUUUAAAUUAUCGUGUACCUGGAUGUUCGAAUUAACUAAUUUGGUUUAUCUAAGAUAUAUAUAUAUAUACAACAAUAUAUAUAUCUAGAAAUCAUUUCUUUUUGAUCUGAAAAGAAGACACUGAAAAUUUUGACCAAUUUGUAUCAACUUCGUAUAAGCUGAUUUAAAGAUAAGAAAAAGAUUGAAAUAUAUUUGUAAAAUGUCUGGAAACAAUGCAAUGACAGUGGAUACGCUUAGAAGUGGGAACAUACACAACCGUAAUUCAACAAGAUCAACACUUUUGAAAGUAGUGAUUUUGGGUGACGGUGGAGUUGGAAAGUCUUGUCUUAUGAACAGAUUUGUUUCCAAUCAUUUUGACGAACACAAUUUUUAUACCAUCGGUGUAGAAUUUUUAAACAAGGAUAUAGAAAUCAAUGGCGAAUCUUAUACUUUACAAAUAUGGGAUACAGCAGGACAAGAAAGAUUCAAGACUUUGAGAACUCCGUUUUAUAGAGGUUCUGAUAUUUGUCUUUUAACUUAUGCUGUUGAUGAUAAAACAAGUUUUAAGAAUUUAGCUCUGUGGAGAUCAGAGUUUCUUUAUUAUGCGGAUGUCGAAGAAGCAUCUACAUUUCCAUUUAUAGUUGUGGGAAAUAAGGUGGAUGUUUUGGAAUCGGAGAAACAAGUAACUACAGAAGAAGCUAAAGCAUGGUGUGCAGAAAAUGGGGAUCCACCACUGGUAGAAACGUCUGCGAAGGAUGCAACUAAUGUAGAAGCAGCUUUUGCAGCAGCUGUUGCUGCAUGGGCACGACUGGAAGCUAAAUUAGAACAUCCGAUAGUUGAAGAUACCGUCGACCUUUCCAAACAACUGUCUCCACAACGUUCCAGUUGCUGUAUGCCUGUUUCCAGUGCUGAAUCUACAUUUGUGACCAGCUAACUGAAAUGGGUUCUUAUGAAGAUAUAGACAUGAUAAGAAAUAUUUAUGAUACGAAUCAACAUUUUUGGAAGGAACACUUUAGAGUUUCUUUACAAUUGGAAGGAACAUAAUGCGUCUCAAAUUGAACUAAUUCCUAAAAUGGUGUUUAAACUAUAUUUAGGAUGUAUAAGGACAUUGUACCAAAUAAUGUCUAACAAAAUAAUUUGAAGAGAAUCUUGCCCAGCCUUCAAUACUCGGUUGUUAAUUACGAGGCCAAUAUUUCAAAUAAGCUGGAAAUAAAUCCACGAUGAUCAAAUAUUUCGGUAUAAUGUUUCUUGUGUGUUAUAUAUAACAAUUUUUUAGAUAUUCUCUUAAGAAAAAUAUUUAUGUUAUUAAAGUUUAUGCACAAAUCUUAUUAACAGGACUGUUAGUUUUAAUUUGCUAUUAUUAUAGUACGUGCUCCGUAUAUCAUUGAGUAUCUUACAUACAAAUUAUUAAAAAAUAAUUCACGUAUAAGAUACGUAUUGCUAGAAUAUUGAAAAAGAAAAAGAAAAAGAAAGAGAAAGAGAACAAGAAAAAAAAAAAGAAACAAAAGAGAA